Messenger RNA from Alternaria rosae, 1671 nucleotides. Its product is annotated as LysM domain-containing protein. Lineage: Eukaryota; Fungi; Ascomycota; Dothideomycetes; Pleosporales; Pleosporaceae. The coding region runs from base 1 to 1671 and encodes 556 amino acids. The transcript has 4 exons. The record is from RefSeq and is a predicted model, not a curated record.
AUGUUUGCAGUAUCUUUUUGGCGUGGCUUCAUUGCCGCGUCGUUUUUCUUCAAGUUCAGCAGUGCACAAGAUGGCAGCCCGACAGGUCCUACACACCCCAACAUUGCCAAAAACUGCAAUGCCUUCCAUACCAUUGUUGACGGUGAUGGCUGUUGGUCGUUGGAGAACAAAUAUGCAAUCUCGCAUGCCGAUUUCAUCAAAUGGAACCCUGAUGUUUCUGAUGAUUGUUUGACCAACUUUUGGCUGGGUUCGUCCUAUUGCGUCGGCGUUGGCGCAGCUAUCAGUACCACUACCAGGAGUAGCUCCACGAGCGUACCAGUCACGAGCAGCAGCUCGAGCAUUUCGUCGAAGAUUUCAUCCGCAAUCUCGUCGAGCACAAAGAAGCCCGUUACCCCAACUGCUCCAUACUCUAUUCGAGAGCCGGUGAUCACAUGGAAUGUUUCAAGCACUACGGUCGAGUCUGUCUUUCCGCCCAAGAAGACGCAGGAAGGGCAAGUGUCCUACUGUAAUAACUGGCACUUGGUUUCAGCUGGAGAAACAUGCCAGCAAAUCGUUGGAGCCGCUACGUGGGCAACGAUGGCACAGUUCCUUGAAUGGAACCCGGCGUUGGAUAGUGACUGCUCCGGGCUCUAUGACGGCUGGUGGGUGUGUAUUGGCAUACGGCCCCAGUCCGUGACUGUGUCGUUCGAUUACACCACUACAGCGAUCCCUGUGGAAGUUCCCGAACCUACGGAAUAUACACCAACAACAUUUCCUGCUGUCGACUCCAGCUUCACGGCUUCACCGACUCAAGCGGGUCUUGCCUCAACAUGCAAGGCUUUUCAUCAAGCGAAAGAUGGCGAAACAUGCAGGCAGUUACUUCAGUAUGGGCUGUUCUCGCAAGAGCAGUUCUUUUCCUGGAACCCUGCGCUGAACGGUAACUGCGAUGGCCUGUGGUUGAACUAUUACUACUGUGUAGCAGCAGGCGACUCUCUACCUGCACCUCCCACCGAAACGAAACGGCCGACUUCUAUACCCCGGAAUCAGAUCAGCACAUGCACUUCUUGGUAUCAAGCAGAUGGGUCUGAGACCUGCGAAGAGAUUGUGGGUAUGUUUGGCCGAUUCUCAAAAGCUGACCUCAUCAAAUGGAACCCCAGUGUUGGGAGCGACUGCGGAACCAUAAACACCGACGAGUACCUGUGCGUUAGUAUUCCUGGAACACCAACUACUCGGACAAUUGGUGUACCUAGUACGACUGCUCCUCCAUCCGAGGGGCCAACACAGAGUGGUAUGGUGGCCGGAUGCAGUGAGCUCUGGCUCGUCUCUCGUUCGGAUACAUGCUCUUCCAUUGCCAAGAGCAAGGGCAUUACGGAGACCCAACUUUUAACCUGGAAUCCAGCGCUAGGCACAUCCGCGUGUACGAAUCUCACCCCCGACUUCUACAUAUGUGUUGCUGCCGGGGGCGGAAGUGCAGGCACCACAACAAAGCCUCCGACCUCCGGUUCGCCAUCAACCGGCAGGCCUUCUUCUGCACCUGUCUCUUCCAGCGCAACAGUCUCCGCCGGUGGACCCAUCACGACACCUUCUCCAAUACAGGCGGGCAUGGUGGCCGGUUGUAGAAGGUUCUACUUUACGCAGGAGGGUGAUGGAUGUUGGGCAAUUGCAAACUCUGCUAGCAUCAAUUUGGAGUAA